CCUUUUCCCUUGCCCAUACUUGCUAUGGCGGCUCGGGGGGCCAGGCAGCGGCUCAAGGGAAGCAGCGGCGGUGGCGGCGGCGGCGGCGGCGGCGACCCGGCCAAGCUGCGGGAAGAGCCCCCGGGCCGAGAAGCGACAACUGCUUCGGAUCAGCGAGCUGAGCCACCUGGGAGUAAAGCAGGACAAGUCUGGGCACCUGAAGGGUCCACUGCUUUCAAGUGCUUGAUCUCGGCUCGGUUCUGUGCUGCCCUCCUGAGUAAUAUUUCUGACUGUGAUGAAACAUUCAACUACUGGGAACCAAUGCACUACCUCGUCUAUAGGAAUGGGUUCCAGACAUGGGAAUAUUCCCCAGCUUAUGCAAUCCGAUCCUAUGCUUACCUGUGGCUUCACGCCUUGCCAGCUGCAUUCCAUGCAAAAGUCCUACAAACUAACAAGGUUCUCGUCUUUUACUUUUUGCGAUGUAUCCUGGCUUUUGUGAGCUCUGUUUGUGAACUUUACUUUUAUAAGGCUGUGUGCAAGAAGUUUGGCCUCCACGUGAGUCGAUUGAUGCUGGCAUUUUUAGUUCUUAGCACUGGAAUGUUUUGCUCAUCAGCAGCUUUCCUUCCUAGCAGCUUCUGUAUGUACACGACUGUGAUAGCUAUGACAGGCUGGUUCAUGGACAAGACCUCCAUUGCUGUGCUGGCAGUAGCUGCUGGGGCUAUCCUUGGCUGGCCAUUUAGUGCUGCUCUUGGAUUACCCAUUGCCUUUGAUUUGCUGGUCAUGAAACGAAGGUGGAAGAGUUUUCUUCACUGGUCACUAAUGGCCAUAAUACUCUUUCUGGUACCUACAGUGGUCAUUGACAGCUACUACUAUGGGAAGUUGGUGGUUGCGCCUCUCAACAUUGUUCUGUAUAAUGUUUUUACAGCUCAUGGACCUGACCUUUAUGGCACAGAACCCUGGUAUUUCUAUUUAAUUAACGGGUUUCUGAAUUUCAAUGUGGCCUUUGUAUUGGCUCUUCUGGUUUUACCGCUGACUUCCCUCAUGGAGACCCUGUUGCAGAGAUUUCAUGUUCAGAAUUUAGGCCGUCCCUAUUGGCUUACCUUGUCACCAAUGUACAUUUGGAUCAUUAUCUUCUUUGCUCAGCCUCACAAAGAGGAGAGAUUUCUGUUCCCCAUAUACCCUCUUAUCUGCCUUUGUGGUGCUGUGGCUCUUUCUGCACUUCAGAAAUGUUAUCACUUUGUGUUUCAACGCUACCGCUUAGAACAUUACACAGUCUCUUCCAACUGGUUAGCUUUAGGGACUGUCUUCCUCUUUGGGCUGCUAUCCCUGUCUCGAUCUGUGGCACUGUUCAGAGGGUAUCAUGGACCCCUUGAUUUGUAUCCUGAAUUCCACAGAAUUGCUACUGAUCCCGCUAUCCACACAGUCCCAGAAGGGAGGCCAGUGAACGUCUGUGUGGGCAAAGAGUGGUACCGAUAUCCCAGCAGCUUUUUUCUACCUGAGAACUGGCAACUCCAGUUCAUUCCAUCAGAGUUCAGGGGCCAGUUGCCGAAACCUUUUGCCCAGGGGCCAAUGGCCACACGGAUUCUUCCCACUGACAUGAAUGACCAGAACCAAGAAGAAACAUCCAGAUAUGUUGACAUCAGCAAAUGCCAUUAUUUGGUGGAUUUAGACACAGUAUCAGAAACACCCCGAGAGCCAAGGUAUUCAUCCAACAGAGAAGAGUGGAUCAUCCUUGCUUACAGACCAUUCCUUGAUACUUCCAGAUCUUCAAAACUGCUGCGAGCGUUCUAUGUUCCUUUCCUGUCAGAAAAGCAUACAGUGUAUGUAAAUUACACCAUUCUCAAACCCCGGAAAGGAAAGCAAGCCAGGAAGAAAGCUGGUGGUUAACAGCACACCUGUGGUCCCAGAAGACCAGCCAUUGCUGCUCACUAGUGGCUCCACAGCAUCAUUUCCUCCAAUCAUCACUUGUAACAUUCACAAUAAAGAUUUUCCAACAAGAA
Molecule: messenger RNA, 1979 nt
Organism: Phascolarctos cinereus (koala)
Lineage: Eukaryota; Metazoa; Chordata; Mammalia; Diprotodontia; Phascolarctidae
Gene: ALG9
Product: ALG9 alpha-1,2-mannosyltransferase
Biological process (GO): protein N-linked glycosylation
Cellular component (GO): endoplasmic reticulum membrane
Molecular function (GO): alpha-1,2-mannosyltransferase activity
Source: RefSeq, a predicted model, not a curated record